AUGUGGGAGCAAUUAGAAGAUGAAGGGCUUUUAAAAGGAAUGGACGAAAAACAACUAAAAAACAAAAUAAAGAAUUUAAAAGAUACUCUACCCAGCACACAAAAUAUAUCUGAGGAAAUCUCAAAUUCUCAAAUUGAACAGCGUGACGAUGAAGAACCCGAUACACAGCCCAAGGAACAAAAUAUAAAACCCUCAGAGGGGAUGGGACCCCCUAAAUCGAAAAAAAGGGUGAGAAAACAGGCAGACACAGAAAUUGGCGAUGCAAUCAGUCAGUUGAAUAAAAUAGCUGAAAAUGUAUCAGAAGGAAAACCGUACGACGAAUUUGGAAAGUAUGUAGCUGCAGAGCUGCGUCAAUUACCCCAACGUGAGGCUAUUUUAUUGCAGCAAGAAAUUCAGAAUUCUAUUACACGUGUAAAGCUAAUGUGUUUGGGAAAUGAUAAUCAACUAAAUAAUUACUACAGAGAGCCCCUUCAAGUGCAAACUUUUUCACCGUUAUCCUCCCCCAGUGAUCCCAGCCCUGCCUCAUCAGCAACAUAUGAAGCAAAUGUGCAAAAUGACAAAGAUAGCGUUUAUGGUAACGAUGUUAUUCAUUAA
Messenger RNA from Acanthoscelides obtectus, 594 nucleotides. NCBI's taxonomy places the organism in Eukaryota, Metazoa, Arthropoda, Insecta, Coleoptera, Chrysomelidae. The record is from the annotation of a GenBank genome assembly.